Molecule: messenger RNA, 1690 nt
Organism: Limanda limanda (common dab)
Lineage: Eukaryota; Metazoa; Chordata; Actinopteri; Pleuronectiformes; Pleuronectidae
Gene: pmepa1
Product: prostate transmembrane protein, androgen induced 1
Exons: 5
Coding region: 121-1098 (325 amino acids)
Biological process (GO): negative regulation of transforming growth factor beta receptor signaling pathway
Cellular component (GO): early endosome membrane; Golgi membrane
Molecular function (GO): R-SMAD binding
Source: RefSeq, a predicted model, not a curated record
GGAGGAGGCUGGAAAGCAGAGGAAGAAAAGGGAGGAGGAGGAUUCUCUCUCUCCGGUUCUCUCGACCCUGCUCUCCCGCUGCACCCCGGCCCGCGGAUGGCUGCUCUCCGGCGGCUGUAGAUGUUGAACUUGAUGGGAGUUCCCAACAACACCACCGCCGCCAAUGUCUCGUCGUGCACUUGUAACUGCAAGCGCUUCACCUCGCUGCAGAGCAUGGAGAUCACCCAGCUGGAGUUCGUCCAGAUCCUGGUGAUCGUGGUGGUGAUGAUGGUGAUGGUGGUGGUCAUCACCUGUCUGUUGAACCACUACCGCCUAUCAGCACGCUCGCUGCUCUCCAGACACGCCCCCACGCGCAGGAGACACCUGCCGCUGGCCAACGAGGGCAGUCUGUGGUCGUCUGAGGGCACCGGGGCAAACGGUGGUCUGAACGAGGUGUACAACCCUCGCCCUCCGGACCGCGGCGUCCACUCGUCCUACCUGCAGCGGGAGCCGCCGCACGGCCAGUCGCAGCCCGCCCUCCAGUCGCAGCGCUUCCAGCACACGUACGCCCCGAGUCGCUUCCAGCCGACGUACCCCUACCUGCCCCAGAGCCUCAUCGACCUCCCCCCCACCAUCUCCCUCUCAGACGGGGAGGAGCCGCCGCCCUACCAGGGGCCGUGCACCCUGCAGCUCCGAGACCCGGAGCAACAGAUGGAGCUGAACCGCGAGUCGGUCCGAGCGCCGCCCAACAGAACCGUGUUCGACUCGCACCCCCUCGACCCAUCCAACUCCUGUCUGCAGGCCAGUCUGCAGGCUCCUCCCCCGAGCGUCCAUUCGGGCAUCAGUGUGUUAGAAGCCCAGGAGGCCUUGUCCCGGCACCAGAAGCAGAGCUCUCGAGUGGAGGGAGCCCCCCCGGCCUACAGCGAGGUGAUCGGGCACUACUACCACCCGACCGCCCUGAACUCCAGCCACAACCAUCGGACUGUUCCAUCCGCACAAGCGCCCCCGUCCUCGCUCAUACAUGGUCUGAUCCGACCUCCGCCUCAGCAGCAAGGAAGUGUGGACAACAGGAACGCAAGGAAUACAAAGGAGAAAUCCCAGAAGCCCCAGCAAGUGUGACAGAACUGUUUCCUCUUUUCUAGCCCGCAGGAAGGAUUAUGCCUCGCCACUUUGGGGAAACGGUCAGCAGCCAACAAGGAGCAACCUGGUCGGUGGUUCACUCCACAGGUUUAAGGGCUGGUUAGUUGUGGUCGUGGCUGACACGGUUUCCCCUUCAUCACGGACCGGGCUAGGAGCGAGAGGCAGCAGCGCACGCCGGCUUCUCGUUAGGUAGGAACAUCUGGAACCCGCAUCAUUCCUGCAGAGCAUGGUCGCAGGAGAACAUCUGGUCCUUCCUGCUCCACAGUUUCCUGUGCACUUCGGAUGAACCGACGACGAUGACGACGAUGUCCGAGAAGGAGGUUGAAGGGCGGAGGCGGGGGAGAAGGCGGAUACAGAUGUGCCUCCUCCUCCCCCACAGCACCUCCUCUCGCUGCGGCUCAUCGCUCCUCCACGACUGAACUAGCCUUCACUCAUUAUAAAUAUUUACUCGUUCUGUUUGUUUUCUGUAGAACUUUCUCUUUUGUUUGUUCCACGCUUACAGGAUCGUUUCUAUCCAGGCGAAACGGUGAAAUGUUGCAGUCUCCUUGGUUCUUCCAGGAUUUGUUUUUGU